Messenger RNA from Anneissia japonica, 2840 nucleotides. RefSeq names its product homeobox protein Nkx-3.2-like. Gene Ontology annotation, cellular component: nucleus. The coding region runs from base 264 to 1127 and encodes 287 amino acids. Lineage: Eukaryota; Metazoa; Echinodermata; Crinoidea; Comatulida; Comatulidae. Gene Ontology annotation, molecular function: RNA polymerase II cis-regulatory region sequence-specific DNA binding; DNA-binding transcription factor activity, RNA polymerase II-specific. Gene Ontology annotation, biological process: regulation of transcription by RNA polymerase II; cell differentiation. The transcript is spliced from 2 exons. The record is from RefSeq and is a predicted model, not a curated record.
GAAUAAUUGAUAAUAUAGUUAAAAGAUCCACGGCCUCCAGUGUACACUCUAAAUGAUCUCCAAUUAUAAGUGACUGGUGUUGGGAUCCCGUGUCAUCAUUUGGUUGCCGGCGAGCCACUGUUGUUGAACCGCACACCUCCACAACUACAAACGUUCAUUUAACAAUUAUCCGCCUCGCCGAAAAGACGUUCAUCCGAGAUACUAUCAAACCGGCAUUAUAAUUUUAACCAUUUAAAAAACUUGUCCUCGUGUUUUAUCCCAACAUGGUUGGAUCACACGCAGCUGAAUGCUCUUCUACACCAUUUUCUAUUCUUGAUAUUUUAGGUAAAAAUCCAGCUGAGACUGUUUGUAAUAGGACUAGAACAGAGACGAGAGUGUCUUCUGAGGUCGAGCCAGUACAAGGUGGACUCAACCAAUUCACGUAUGCUCCAAUUUUGAAAACGUCUACCCACGUGAACACAGCCUUAGAUACGGAUAGCGUGCACAGUUUACAGCAUAGUUUCAUUUCAAAUAGUAAGGACUCUGAAUUAUCCGAAGAAAUUCAAGUUGACGAUUUGGGUCCCAGAACAGGGUCCGAUACAACAUCAGCGUUCCAUUCUGAUUCUCCAAUUGAUGAUCGAGUUUCUGGUAUUAUCGACGAGGACGACGAGAAUUCCAUUAACAAAGCAAUCGAGUCGGAAAGUGAAGGGAGUGAUGACUCAGGUAGUCCAAGAUCCGCAUCCCUCAAGCCGAGAAAGAAGCGUUCUAGGGCAGCAUUCUCGCAUGCUCAAGUGUUCGAAUUAGAGCGGCGUUUUAGCCACCAGCGAUACCUUUCGGGACCCGAGAGAGCUGAUCUAGCGGCCGCCUUGAAACUCACCGAGCAACAAGUCAAAAUAUGGUUCCAAAACAGACGCUACAAAACCAAGAGAAAGCAAAUCGCUGCAGAGCUCAUGACUCCACCAGCCAAAAAGGUAGCAGUCAAAGUACUUUAUAGUGACGGACCAAGACUAUUUUACUCAGACUUACCAAGCGUACCUGCAUGCACCCCGUGCGGACUCGCCCCUUCACCGUACUGUACAGGCGUGCCCUACACAUUAUGGGGUCAAGUACCACAUUUUGGAAGUAUUCUACCAGUAUUCGGUAAAUGAGAACCAAAUAUGAACUUUCGCCAUACGAUCUGUAAAUAAUAUUUUUAAUUAUUGUAUAUUUGUAAAUAGAAAAAAAGAACGUUAAAUAAAUAUAUCAAAAUACAUGUUACUGUAGGUUAUCGUAUUGUAGAUGAGUGUGAGGGUGUGUCUUAGAGUGUCAUGAUUGUGUGCUAUGAUAGGUCUUACAGGCCUACAAAGAGAGCUCUAAUAAGCCUAUAUAAAUUUAUAUAUAGGCCUAUAUAUUUAUAUAUAGGAAUAUAUAUAAAAUAUACCGGUAACCUAUGUAGACCUGUAUUAUAUAGAGUCAUAUAUAUUGUACACUGCAUAGGCCUUUAUAAUAUAGGAUCGGAUUAUUAAAGCACAUAUACUGUAGGCCUAUUUAUAUGCCUUAAAAUAGCUUUAGUCCAAUGUUAAAUGUGUUAUAGGCCUACAUAUUUUCUUGAUUUAUAUUUGUAAGACAAGUUAUAUUCGAAGUGAUGUUCUAAAUUGUUAAUAGUGUCACAAUAAUCGUCACUUAAAAAUUAUAAAAUCGUAUUCGUACCUGAUCAUAGGCCUAGUGAUCCAUUACAAAUGCUUCACAGCUGAGGUAAAUAGUCUGUAUUUAUUUUUUUUGAUAGAUUAAUAUAAUAGAACAAUAAAUUUAUUAAAAAUACGCAAUUCUUAUAUUCAUUACCGUAUUGGCGGGUGAAUUGGAUACCAAAAAUUGAAUUUUUUUUUCGCUUUUUCAAUCAAACGACAGAAUUUUGUUAGUUUCGUUGAGAUUAAUAAAUUAUGAGAAAGCAUUUAGUCAGGAAUAUUGUGUUACCAGUACUUGAUUUCGACCAAAUUAUAACGACUAGCUUGUAAGCACCAGUUGUUUUUAGGCCUAUAUGAUGCAAAUUAGGCUUAGCAGAUGAUUGUAUAAUUUCCUAUUUUGAAGAUGUAUUGGUCAAAUGCUGUAAAUCUGUUUCUAUAAAUUGCCAGUGGGAUGUUUAAAAUAGAAGAUGAAUAUUUCAUGUAUUUAAUAUUUGAUAUUUUCCCAUAGUAUUAUGGGUAAUGCGUUAUUAUAAGUAAUACAAUGGUUGAUAUUGAGAAAGCAAAAAUAUCAGAAAAAAAUAGAAAAGUUGAAAAGAAUUAUUUUUCCAAUCAUGGAGAUGUUAGGCCUGUCUGAUGUUUUACCGCCUUGAUGACAUAACCCACGUAAUGAGCAGGUGUGAAGCGAAGAGUGGUGAAUCUUCCUUAAAAAAGUUUUUAAACCUAAAGGCUAGUUUUCAUAGUAGAAAGGCUGAUGAUAAUUUAGCCUGUAGGCUGCGUGGAUUUAAUUGAGAGGACAAGGCACAGCACGAUAUACGUUGCAUUGUGACGAAUCUAACAAAAAAGCUGUUAAAGUUUACACCUAGGUGAAAUCUUAACUAAAUCGGGGACGUGUUGUGUAUUGUAUUCGGACGUUGUCUCGUGCAGCCUAAUGGUUAUUUUCUCAUUAGUCUUACAAGAGUUACUAAUUAGAAGCAAUCUUCCCAGUCUUCGCCCAAUUGAACACACUUAAGCAUCAGACCACAUUUGUAGGCUAACAUAUCCUACUUAAGCAGUGAUCAAGUGAUAAAGUUUCGCCUGAGUGGAGACAUUAGAUGUGUUUAAGUAUUUCGUAGGCCUACAAUUAAUUAGUAAGCCUAUAAAUGAAAACAUCCAUUUAGUAAUGAUGCAAUCAAGAAAUAAAAGUUUAAAUUAACAUCA